CACUCAGUUUCCUACCUAGUAAAAUAUUUGAGCCCCGAAAAAUAAAUGGCAAAUCCAUGGAUUCACGAUUUAAAUUAUUUUUGGGUAAUUGAAUUACCUGUCCGAGUAUGAUAUUAUACCCAACAACCAUUCCAACGUUACCAUCGAACAUGCACAAUUCAAUGAGCUCUUUCACCGUUUCCCACCUUACAACGAAGGGAAGGUGCUUGGACUCUGUUACUCGGGCUGCUUUGAAAAUUUAAUCAAUCUGAGAGAAAAUUCUUAGCAUUAUUGCUAAUGAAUUUCUGCAUUACAUCCAGUUCCAGCUAUAUUUUCUAUAAUUUAUCAAAGUAGGGUUUUAUGUACCCCGCAAAGCUUUAGAGACAGAAACAAGCUUUUUGUGGAAUGUAAUGACGAGUAUUGUCUUCUGUUCUUCCAUUUAAGAAAGAGUAAAAGGAGAAUACAAUGGGACUAACUUCAAAUAGUAGCAGUAGUGAAGGACUUCAGCUUUGUGUCUUUGAUAUGAGAAGAGGGCAGGAAGAGGGUCAUGAGCUCGAUAAGAUUCUUUUUUUCUUCCCUACCAGUUGUUCUCUUACAAGUCAGCUUUCUGUCAUUGGACUCAGUGAGGGACUGAUUACAUUCACUAGGAUCUUCUCCCCAGAGGCUCCUUGUGAAGUAAUCGAUACUGAUAAACAUUCACAUGUACUGUAUCAGCCAGAAGCUGACAUUUGGAUGAUAUUGGUGGUUGAAAAGAGUAAAGAAUAUAAGGAAGUAAGUCGACCCAGUGCACUAAAAUCUGUUCUCAAGGAAGCACAUUGCCUUUUUACUAUGUUUUUUGGUUCCAUAAGGGCAUUGCUUGAAAAGCAGCCUAAUGGUGCAACUGUAAGGAGCUGCCUAUAUGCAUUUUAUACAGAUUAUUUGUCAGAUUUUAUAGUUGGGAAGAAAUUUCAAAUGCCCUCCUUCUGUGAAUCAUUGGUAGAACGAGGGACUAUUCAGAUGCUUUCAAUUGGAAGGGAAACGGCUCUUGAAGUUCAGUCACUUGUCAGGUUUUUGGAAUCCUCAUUCACUGGAAGCAUUCCUCGACACUCACUAAUACUUUUUAAUGACUUUCUGGUUUCAACAACUCUUCCUUCGGGGGACACAACAAAUCUGUACACUUAUGCAGUAUUACGGUUGACUCCAAAUGCAAUUGCUUCUGGUGUCAAUUCCCGUUCCUAUUUGAAAAAAGGAAAUCUUGCAGUUCGUGAUCCUGUAAGUCCUAUGUUUAGUAAUGUCACACCUGUGCCAGAGGAUGUCAGUCCUACCUCCCGUGAUACUUCUCCAGUUAGACAAGAUCGAAAAUUUCAAGUUCCAAGGCCUCUACAACAUGAGAAAUGGUGGAGAGAAAAGGAUGGCUUCCUUAUGACAGACAUUUGGGGGACAGAGAUAGCUGGAAGGAGUGCUCUAAGCCCAACUGUUUGGUUACAACAAACAGAGGAACGGAUGCAUUUGUGUGCGUAUCAAUACAAGAGUCUGACAAUCCUCCUCCUCAUUCCAGCUGGUUCAUCAGCCAAUGGGAUGCAGGGUAUCUCCAUACUGAAGCAGCAACUUCUUGAAAAUGCAUAUCUAAAGAUAUUAAAGCUGGAGGAGAAAUUAAGUAGAGAGUGGGGGGGUGGCAAUACCUACCAUGUACCUGGAUACAGGUACUUGUUUUGUGAUAAUGAUAAAAAUGUGUCGAGGGCAUCUCCUCCUGGAAAGGUUACAACGCUUUCAAAGAGCUCCUUGGCUGCCUUAAGCAAGAUGAGAGCAGAAGUUGAUUUGGUAAAGAAGAGGGCAGAAAGAGACAAUCAAAUUCAUGGACAGGAUUUGGAAGUUUGCAUGAGAGCAAAAAAUAAUUCAUGGAUCAUUUCUAGGAUCAGUGGUGGAAAUGAGCUUUAUAUGGCUCUUGAAAAAGCUAGUGAGACACUUCUCUAUGCAUCUGAUGCUGUGGAGAAAUUUAGCAAAAGGUACUGUAAUGGUGUAUUUUCCUCGGACUAAACUGUUAUAUGUAUAUUAAUUAUUGUUAGACAGAUGUACCUGUAAAGUCUCACAACAGUCAAGUAGUCCUGUCAAACAAAAGAGGUAGCCUGCAAAGUGUAUUUAUUAAAGUUUAGGAAUUCUACUUAAUAUACAGAAUAAUUCCUCGUGUGGAAUAUUUUAUUUAAUUAACAUAAACUCCAUCAUUACUGCAUUCAUAUGUGCAUGUUAGAACUUUGGCUAUUUGGCAACAUUAAGAGUUGCAUUGCUUAGUCUCAUUUUUAUUCAACAUCAGCAGCGGUAUCUCCUUUUUCCUGAAUAUGAGAUGUGUAUCAAUUUGCUCA
Messenger RNA from Cryptomeria japonica (Japanese cedar), 2318 nucleotides. Its product is annotated as vacuolar fusion protein CCZ1 homolog B. The transcript is spliced from 12 exons. Gene Ontology annotation, biological process: vesicle-mediated transport. The coding region runs from base 445 to 1995 and encodes 516 amino acids. Lineage: Eukaryota; Viridiplantae; Streptophyta; Pinopsida; Cupressales; Cupressaceae. Gene Ontology annotation, cellular component: Mon1-Ccz1 complex; intracellular membrane-bounded organelle. The record is from RefSeq and is a predicted model, not a curated record.